Messenger RNA from Nerophis lumbriciformis (worm pipefish), 978 nucleotides. Lineage: Eukaryota; Metazoa; Chordata; Actinopteri; Syngnathiformes; Syngnathidae. The record is from RefSeq and is a predicted model, not a curated record.
AUGCACAUUUCUUGCACGAUUCUGCUUUUGAGCCUGUUCGUCCACGUUCAUUCAUCUAAUUUGGACCACGACUGGCUUAAGUGGACCCUCCAGCAUGGCAAGAUUUACCCGAACCAGACUGAGGCAGCUUUCAGAAGAGCUGUGUGGGACCGGAAUGUACGAAUGGUACUUGAACACAAUCGGGAAGUCUUGCGGGGGCGACGCAACUUCACACUUGGUCUGAACCACUUGGCAGACAUGACAUCAGAGGAGGUGAAUCAGAAGCUGAACGGUUUGAAGGUGGACGAAGUGGCUUGGGUCACAAAUUACACGAGAAAGGUGACGUUACCUCGCAGUUUGGACUGGAGGACUAAUGGGCUUGUUGGUCCUGUCCAAGACCAAGGAAUUUGCGGGUCUUGUUGGGCGUUUAGCUCUCUGGGAGCCCUGGAGGGCCAAAUGAAGAAGCGAACCGGGAACCUGGUACCCCUCAGCCCGCAAAAUCUCCUUGACUGCAGCAGCGUGGACGGCAACCACGGUUGCCGAGGUGGUUACAUCACCAAAGCCUAUCGAUAUGUCAUACGCAAUCGAGGCGUCGAUUCCGAAAGGUUCUACCCGUACGAGCGCCAGAGUGGAAAAUGUCGCUAUUCGCCGAAAGGGAAGGCGGGCUACUGCUCUAAUUUUCGCGUGCUCCCCGGUGGCGACGAGAGGGCGCUGAAGGCCACCUUGGCUGAUGUCGGACCCCUCGCCGUGGCCGUCAACGCUAUGCUUCCGUCUUUCCAUCUCUACAGAGGAGGCAUCUAUGACGACCCCGACUGUGAAGCCAAGUUUAUCAAUCACGCUGUUUUGCUGGUGGGCUACGGUUCCGAUAGAGGACGAGAAUUCUGGCUGCUCAAGAACAGUUGGGGGUCCGCCUGGGGAGAAGACGGCUUCAUUCGGAUCAGCCGGAACCGGAAUAACGUGUGUGGCGUCGCCAACUUUGCAGUCUAUCCUCAACUAUAA